AUGAGUUGUUUUCCAUGCUGCAAAUCCGAAGUUGAAUCACCUUCUUAUAGACCAUGUUCUAGGAAAAUUUCAAAAGGAAGAAGAACAUUCAAAUCAUUAGCAGCUGCUAUGUCACUCAAAUCAGGUAGCAGCAGGCAUAGACAAAUAUCAGAAGAGAUACUAAAAUAUGGAACUGCAAAAAAUGAUGUUAAAAUAUUCACAUAUGAAGAAAUAGCUGAUGCAACAAAUAAUUUCAGUUCUGAUUGUCUUGUUGGAGAAGGUGGAUUUGGGAAUGUUUAUAAAGGACAGAUAAAAAGCAUUGAUCAAACUGUAGCUGUGAAGAAACUGAACAGAAAUGGAAAUCAAGGAACAAGAGAAUUUUUUGCUGAGGUUUUAAUGUUAAGCAUGGUUAAUCAUCCAAAUCUUGUGAAGCUUGUUGGUUAUUGUGCUGAAGAGGAUCAAAGGAUUUUGGUUUAUGAGUACAUGGCCAAUGGAAGUUUGGAAAAUCACCUUCUAGAUAUAGGUAAUGAUAAGGAACCAUUGGAUUGGGAAACAAGAAUGAAAAUAGCUGAUGGAGCAGCUAGAGGACUUGAAUAUCUGCAUAAUUCUGCAGAUCCACCGGUGAUUUUUCGCGAUUUUAAAUCGUCUAAUAUACUAUUAGAUGAAGAUUUCAAUCCAAAGCUUUCUGAUUUUGGUCUUGCUAAGAUUGCUCCAAGAGAGGGUGAGAACUUGGUCUCAACAAGGGUGAUGGGGACUUAUGGAUAUUGUGCACCUGAGUAUGCUGCUACUGGUCAGCUAUCCUCAAAGUCAGAUAUUUAUAGUUUUGGGGUUGUUUUUUUGGAAAUAAUCUCUGGUAGGAGAGUUAUUGACCCUACAAGAACUCGUGAACAACAAAAUUUGAUUGUUUGGGCACAACCUUUGUUUAAGGACAGAAACAAGUUCACUCUAAUGGCAGAUCCUUUGCUUAAAGAUAAGUUCCCUGUGAAGGGACUAUUUCAAGCCCUUGCAGUGGCAGCAAUGUGUCUACAAGAGGAAGCCGAAACGCGACCUUCCAUGGAAGAUGUUGUAACAGCUAUUGCACAUUUAGCAGUACACAAAACUGAAGAAAAAGACAUAGCUGGUGAAUCUCUAUUAACUGCUGGUCAUGUUGAAUCUUUUAGAGCUACAAAUUCAAUGGGAUCUGAAAGGGCAUAGUAGCUACAAUUUGGUCAACACAUACUAGGAUUCACUGACAAAUUUGAAGAGCACUCAAAAAAUGUGCUUAGGGUGUAAUUCUGUUUGUGUAAAAUGUCCUACUGUUAAAUGUUAGGCUGUAGUGAUUUCCUUUUGGGAUUGGAAUCAGGAUCCCUUUGAUUUAUCUUUCUUUCUUUUCUUUUUUUCCAAAGAAAGUUUCACCUGAGUUUCUGUUUCUAUUUCAUCAUUGGACAUCUAAACCUGAUGUCCAAAGAAUAUAUAUGUAUAUUUUCAAAUUCCAAUUCCAAAAUACAUUGUUAUUGUUAUUUGAUUAAUAAAUGUACAUUGUUUCAUAUUUAACAAAGCCUACUUGUAAGAUGAUUGAUUCAUAUUACUUUUAUAAAUUGCUUUCUGACCCUAUCUCUAGUCAAUAUGAAACUAUUCAAGAGGUUGAACUCAAAUGGUUAAUGAGCUCCAGUGAAUGCUAAAUUGUUCGAGGGAGAACCUAAAUUCAAACCCCAGCUGAAAUAAUUAUUGA
This is a messenger RNA of Cicer arietinum (chickpea), 1690 nucleotides long. RefSeq names its product probable serine/threonine-protein kinase PBL23. Gene Ontology annotation, molecular function: protein kinase activity; ATP binding. The record is from RefSeq and is a predicted model, not a curated record. Gene Ontology annotation, biological process: protein phosphorylation. Lineage: Eukaryota; Viridiplantae; Streptophyta; Magnoliopsida; Fabales; Fabaceae.